UCUGAUGUAUGAACAUCCUGUACAUUUGUAGAUAUAACUAUUAGUUAUUUUAACUGUACUUUCAGGAAGAGGCCACUUGUCUGUGUACAAUAUCCACGCCUUCGUUAGCCGACCGUUACUCCGCCAACCAGCAAGUAUGAAGUCAGUUGCUUUUCUGCUUCUGUGUCCAUGGCUUGUGUUUGGCCAUGCACUGACCAAGAACCACGUUUACAUCUACAAUGACUUUGGUUCGGACGAACUUCAUGUAACGAGAAUGCUGGGGCACUUACGGGAUCUCCUGGACCCAUCAUAUGUUGUCGAACCUAUCACGGCCGUCGCUGUCAAAGAAGGUAACUGGAUUAACAACGCAGCUUUGUUCGUGAUGCCUGGAGGGUUCGAUCUUGGAUUCAUAUCUGCUCUCGGAAACGAAGGCGCCGAGAAUAUUAGAAGUUACGUUCGAAACGGCGGAUCCUACCUUGGUCAGGGAGCGGGGUCCUACUACGCCUGUAACAGCAUCCAGUUUGACUUGAAUGGUGACGACGAGGUUGUCGGAGACCGCCCCCUCAAGUUUUAUCCAGGCAUGUGUAGCGGUCCAGUGUUCGGUCCGUACAGCUACAAUGACUACAGUAGUGCACGUGCUGCUAUGAUCAACUUCCGGUAUAUUUCCCCAACCACUGGUGAAGAGGAGGCAUCCGUCGACUUCAGAGCUUAUUACAACGGCGGCAACACUUUUAACUUGCCAAUGAAUACCUCAAACACCAGAUGUGGAUCCAUUGCCUCUUUCGUUGAGAGUAACGACGAUCCCGCCAUCGUCAAAUGCAAUACCUACCUGGGCAGAGCAGUCCUAACAAGCGUCCAUCUCGAAUUUGGACACAUGCAUCUUAAUUCAGGGGACCCGUACCUUGCGGUAGUUAAACAAUCGAUGAUCGAGGGCGGAGAUGACGCCAGGAUCCCUGUGUAUGUCUCCAUUCUGCGGCAUCUUAAUAUGGACAUUGCAACCGCUGUGUUAAGUGCUUUAUAAUGUACCAAGUCAUAUUUCCCUCUAUGUUAGAUUUAAAAUUCUCUACAUGAGGUAGUGGAACAUCAAUACAAAUAAUGUCAGUAAUCAAAAGAUAGUGGAACAUCAAUACAAAUAAUGUCAGUAAUCAAAAGGUAGUGGAACAUCAAUACAAAUAAUGUCAGUAAUCAAAAGGUAGUGGAACAUCAAUACAAAUAAUGUCAGUAAUGAAAAGGUAGUGGAACAUCAAUACAAAUAAUGUCAGUAAUGAAAAGGUAGUGGAACAUCAAUACAAAUAAUGCUAGUAAUCAAAAGGUAGUGGAACAUCAAUACAAAUAAUGUCAGUAAUCAAAAGGUAGUGGAACAUCAAUACAAAUAAUGUCAGUAAUGAAAAGGUAGUGGAACAUCAAUACAAAUAAUGUCAGUAAUGAAAAGGUAGUAAAACAUCAAUACAAAUACUGUCAGUAAUGAAAAGGUAGUGGAACAUCAAUACAAAUAAUGUCAGUAAUGAAAAGGUAGUGGAACAUCAAUACAAAUAAUGUCAGUAAUGAAAAGGUAGUGAAACAUCAAUACAAAUAAUGUCAGUAAUGAUAAGGCAGUGGAACAUCAAUACAAAUAAUGCCAGUAAUGAAAAGGUAGUGAAACAUCAAUACAAAUAAUGUCAGUAAUGAAAAGGUAGUGGAACAUCAAUACAAAUAAUGUCAGUAAUGAAAAGGUAGUGGAACAUCAAUACAAAUAAUGUCAGUAAUGAAAAGUGAUUGUUAGUGACUUUACCAUGUAAAUACAGUGUCUAUGGAAGAAAUAAAAACAGAAACAAUGAAAUACAAAGAAACAGCUUAGUUAAUGAAAUAAUAAUAGUAUUAAUAUAAUAGAAAGCGAACUGUGCAUAGUAUAAUUUGAAAGGAAACCUGAUGUCCAUACUUUCAAUGAUAUAUCAUCAGAGUGAAAUGUUAAUUAGUUAUAAGUGGAUAUGUGCUAUGUAAGCCGAUAAACAUUUAAUAAGACAGAUAUCGACAAAGGGUGCGUAGCCAGAGUGAAAAUAUAAUUUAAAAAAUCUGCCAUACGAGAGAAAUAUGUUUGAUAUUAAACACCAAACCUUUGAAUUUUCCAUUUAUUACAUUUCGAAUGAGGCCUUAAUUUUUUUAUUUAAAUUUGUCUUUACCUGCCUACUGGACAGUUGCUAGGCCGAUCCGUGAAAAUGACAAUUAAUCGAGUCAGCUGAUCGGGAUAAGUGCGCAUUUCAAAAUAAACGCGACACAAUAUAGUUCCAUAUUUAAAAAUAUAUUAAAAUUAAUAAACGACACUUAUAAACUUCAGUGCGUGUUUUUUUUAAUUCCUAAAACACUAUUUAUGUAAACAGUGAAGUUGAUAUAGAUAUUUAAUGAUAAUAGUCCGUCUAGUAUAACUGUGCCCAUGUCGUAGCGACCGAUGGAAAUUAGUUCGUGCAAACCUUAUAUUUUCACCGAUAAAUUUUACAUUUUCACUGCUCAUCACUUCAGUGAAAAUAACUUUUAUCAAUUUGGUAUUUUUUUUAUAUUUCACAGGCAAAAAUGUAAUAAAAGGAUAUAUUCAUUUCCAAAU
Messenger RNA from Pecten maximus, 2557 nucleotides. RefSeq names its product biotin--protein ligase-like. NCBI's taxonomy places the organism in Eukaryota, Metazoa, Mollusca, Bivalvia, Pectinida, Pectinidae. The coding region runs from base 137 to 1000 and encodes 287 amino acids. The transcript is spliced from 4 exons. The record is from RefSeq and is a predicted model, not a curated record.